Messenger RNA from Aspergillus tanneri, 1605 nucleotides. Its product is annotated as putative MFS transporter. The transcript has 3 exons. Gene Ontology annotation, biological process: transmembrane transport. Gene Ontology annotation, molecular function: transmembrane transporter activity. The record is from RefSeq and is a predicted model, not a curated record. NCBI's taxonomy places the organism in Eukaryota, Fungi, Ascomycota, Eurotiomycetes, Eurotiales, Aspergillaceae. Bases 1 to 1605 code for a protein of 534 amino acids.
AUGAACCGGCAGCAAGCUGCAGAGAAGGCAUUACAUGACCAGUCAAAUAUUCUUCCAAUCAGUCAACUACUGAUUGUGUUCACGGGUCUAGCGGUCUCCUUGCUUAUCACUUUUGUGGACCAAAAUGGCAUCAGCGUUACUCUACCCACAAUAGCCAAGGAUCUCCAUGCCCGAAACACUAUCUCUUGGGCAGGGACAUCAUCGCUUAUAGCAAAUACUAUGUUUACGGUGCUGUAUGGCCGCCUCUCGGACAUAUUUGGCCGGAAGAUAGUAUACCUAUUCGCGUUGGCUCUCCUCUGUAUUGCCGAUUUGCUGUGUGGGCUAUCCCAAAAUGCCCCUAUGUUUUAUGUCUUUCGAGGGUUAGCUGGUGUGGCUGGAGGCGGCGUGACGUCUCUGACAAUGAUAAUUGUAUCUGAUGUCGUCUCUCUCAGAGAACGAGGCAAGUAUCAAGGCAUUUUGGGCGCAUCAUUGGGGCUUGGAAAUGUGCUAGGCCCGUUCAUAGGAGCUGCAUUCGUCAUGAUGUCAACAUGGAGAGGUUUCUUCUGGCUUCUUUCUCCAUUAUCAGCUUGCUCCAUAGUGGUGGGCUAUUUCCUCAUUCCGAACAAUGCUCAAAAAAAUAGCUUCCGCGAGAACAUAAGCCGCAUUGAUUUCUUCGGGAUCAUUGCAUCAUCCGUCGGUAUAAUCUUCUUGCUUAUCCCUAUAUCUGGCGGUGGAUCCUAUUUCGAAUGGGAUUCUCCCUUGGUUAUCAGCAUGCUCGCCAUCGGUGCUUGCUCUUUGAUAACGUUCAUAUUCAUCGAAUGGAAAGUGGCCACGCUGCCGAUGCUUCCUGUGGCGUUCUUCAAGAAUAAGGUGAUUUGUACACUCUUCCUGCAAAGUUUCCUCCUAGGAGCUGUGUAUCAAUCCUAUCUCUACUAUUUGCCACUCUAUUACCAGAACGCUCGAGAGUGGUCUCCACUUGUAUCUGCAGCAUUCACUGCGCCCAUGGUCGUGUGCCAGUCGUUGGCUUCCAUCUUGUCGGGACAGUACAUCUCCCGGCGCAGACGUUACGGAGAGGUAAUUUGGACCGGAUUUGGUCUUUGGACUCUGGGCGCUGGUUUGGUCCUUUUAUUUGAGCUCGACACUAGUCCAGGUGUUAUCGUGGCCGUCGUCGCUAUUAUCGGUAUAGGAGUGGGCGGAACCUUCCAGCCUACCCUCGUAGCCUUCCAGGCUCAUUGUACCAAGUCCCAACGUGCUGUCGUUAUCUCAGACCGUAACUUUUUCCGCUGUCUCGGUGGUGCAUGCGGACUAGCCGUUUCGGCUGCUCUGUUGCAGGCGACCCUCAGGUCCAGCCUACCUGAUGGAUACCAGUAUCUCGCCCAUUCUUCUUAUUCUUUGCCUUCACGUUCAAAUGUUUCGAACGCAGAUUGGUCGCAGAUUGUCACUGCGUACGCUAAGGCAUCGAGGAGCGUGUUUAUCCUGCAGGUGCCGUUGAUCGGCGUAGCAUUUAUUGCUUGUCUCUUGAUCCGGGAUAGGGGGCUAGAAAGGCUAAAGGAGCCGGGAGAGGAGGAAGAGAAAAAUGAGACACAGCCUGGCUGUGAUAAUCAGCAAGGGAGUGCUCAUGGCUAG